Saccostrea cuccullata (small rock oyster) is the source of this 3272-nucleotide messenger RNA. RefSeq names its product voltage-dependent calcium channel subunit alpha-2/delta-2-like. Gene Ontology annotation, molecular function: voltage-gated calcium channel activity. NCBI's taxonomy places the organism in Eukaryota, Metazoa, Mollusca, Bivalvia, Ostreida, Ostreidae. The annotation marks the transcript as partial. Gene Ontology annotation, cellular component: voltage-gated calcium channel complex. The transcript is spliced from 18 exons. The record is from RefSeq and is a predicted model, not a curated record.
GAGUUCUCUACUAUAAAAAUUGCUGAUGAGGUUCCUAGAGAAGAAGAAAUGACAGUAGACACUGUUAAUUUUACCUCAAAGCUGGAAGAAGUCUUCAAAGAAAAUGCCAAAAAUGAUGAGUUCUUAAGAUGGCAAUACUUUGGAUCCACGGCAGGAAUUGUUCGGAUUUAUCCUGGUAGGGAGUGGUCCACAAACUUUGCCGGGUUUUACAAUGAUUAUGAUCCUAGAGUUCGUCCCUGGUACAUAGCUGCCACCAGUGGUCCAAAAGAUGUUGUUAUUGUCUUAGACUGCAGUUUUUCAAUGAAAGGUGAGAAGUUCAGCAUUGCUAAGGGAGUGGCUAAGACUGUUAUCAAUACAUUAACAAAACAGGACUAUGUCAAUGUUGUGUGUGCCAGGGCUAGCCAUUGGGAUGAAGUUGGAAAGCUUCAUUACUAUGGUACAACUGCACUGAGCUGUCAGCAAGACACAAUGGUACCAGCCACAAUAGCUCACAGAAAGGACCUUAAGGAAAAGAUUCAAAAACUGAAAGCAGGGGGCACAAGUGAGCUUGAGAAGGGCUUGGAAAUUGCCUAUAACUUACUAAGAAGUAACCCUCGAACCGGCUGCCAGUCUGUCAUUGUUUUUGUCACUGACGGACAAGACACUGAUGGUGAAAAUAUCAGAUGUGGUCCAGGGUAUUAUACAAGGAGUGGGUAUGUACCUGGACCUGUUUGUAAGUACAACUGGACAAAGGUUUGGAGUGUUGCUGAUCAAAAGAGCAAGUACAGCAUACCUCAGACUAGGAUAUUUAGUUACUUAAUUAAAGAAGAUGCCGAGGAGUUUCCAGGGAGAUUGGCCUGUAGCCACAGAGGGAGUCUAGUAAAGCUGAACAAUGGGGAGAACCUCAUCUUUCAGAUGAGAAACUACUUUGACUUCCUAUCCUCUAGUGCCCUGAAUACUAAAGCCAUGUGGACCUCACCGUACCUUGAUGCCUGGGGAUUGGGAAUCAUGGUUACAUACACUAUACCAGUCAUCAGUAAUGGCACGACAAUUGGAGUUGUUGGCGUUGAUGCUACAUUGGAUCAGAUAGAGAAUUUUCUGACAAAGCAUCAAUGGGGAAAUGUGUAUUCAUUCCUUAUUAACAAGGAAGGGGAGACAAUUUAUCAUCCAAAAUUAAAACCAAGCACAAAUCUUUUAGAGGAUCCAAUAUUCAUUCCAAUUACACAACUAGAAACAUAUGAAGAAUUUCCUAUGAUUCUAAAAGAUAUGAGGGAAGGGAAUACAAAUAUGAGAGUCAUUGAACAAAAGGACAAAUCCACAAAGACCAUUUUCUAUGCAGCUAUCAACAAUUCAGAAUAUUCCUUUGCUUAUAUAUUGACAGACACAGACAAGGAAUUCCGACGUUCCCAGGAACCCAUAGAUAGAUCAAGUUACACCACAAGCUACUACAAUCUUCUCAAAGAGUACCUAAACCCAGUGGUGAAGGCCGAGUUUCCUCAUGCCUGGGAAGAGCUGGAGAUCCGUGAGAAUGAGACAGAGAGAUAUCCAGGCUUGACCAUCAGCUACAAACACUCCACCAUAUUUCUGGCCCCCAAGUCUCACUGUGAUCCUAUCCAGUACUUGUAUGAUGACAACCUGGCUAAGAAAACCAUCAAUGCACAUCGCUGGAUGAACUCGAAUGAGACGGACCUUGGUUGUGUUGGGGAUCAAAUAUAUGAUAAAGGGGUCAGGGCUGAUACAUUGAUAACACAACCUAUAGAAGAGAUCUGGAAAUCAAGAGAAUUUGAGUCCCUAUCGCAAGUCAAAUGGACAAACAUUGGACUUAGGAGUGGGAUGUUUAGAACUUAUCCUGGCCAUAGAUCAAAAAGAGGAUAUGAUCCAACAAAGCGGCCCUGGUACAAGAGAACCAGCAGUACCCCAUGGAGAACCUCAAUUUCUACACCUUAUAUGGAUGCGGCAGGAGUGGGUAAGAUUGUCACCAUCUCCCAGGCUGUGUUUGAGGGAAUGACUCCUCGUACAGAUGAGGACUGCUUCAACAUCUCUAAACCUCUACCAGGAGGCUGUGUGUGUGAAGUAGAUACUGACUGUAUCAGUCGUGUAUGUUAUGUGAGUGAAGCACCAGGUCCUAACUCUGACCAGCGCCGUUGUGCUACAGAGCGUGUGGAGGGAGUGACCGGACUGGACAUCCUGUAUGAUGAUUUUCAGAACAGAACAAUGGAGGCCAUGCAGGCCAGUAAUGGGCUGAAGUCCUGUAACCAACAUUACAUUUGUCCCAAUGGAGAAAAUAAAUGUCAGACAAGGUGCUACUUGUUUGACAGCAAGGCAUUUCUUGUAAUGGAUCCUGACUUUUUGAUAGCCAGUGCUUUAGAUGAAAGUAAAUAUGAACAGGUCCAACUUGGGACUAAAGAGGGAGAAGUCAUGAAAGACCUUAUCUACAAGCAUGGCUUCUUUGAUCGAGGAGAGAGCAUAGAUUUUCAGGGAUCAUGUCGAAUCACACCAGAAGAGCCAAAGUUAUCUCUGGAUGGGAUUCCCAAAAAUCCAGGGGAACAGGAUGACUACAUCAGAAACAAGGGUCCUAUUCCUCAGUUCAACAGUGAAUAUGGCUGUAUUCAAGAUGUUAUACAGUUUAAAACUAAUGAUCAAGCACUAGGUCCUAGUGGAAUGAUAACAGGGAAUGUAUCUGGACCCUGCAUGUCUGGAUUUUACUAUGUGACCUCACUACCAAAAACAAAUCUUUACCUGCUCAUCAUAGAGAACUGGAAUUCACACCCAGCCUCUUUCUUCUAUAAUUUCAACUGCCAAAUCACACGAAGCAUUGUGAACUCAGGAGCUUACCGUAUCAUUAACGGUACAUGUAAUCAGGUGUCAAAGUCCAGCCGCACUCUAGCAGAGGAGGGCAAGUGUCCUAAAAUGUCGGACAAGGACCUGCUGUGUAUCUACACGACAGCCACACCCCUCACCUCCACACCAGUACUACUGUUACUGACGUUUCUAUGUAUAUAUGUCUAUUUAUAACUGAGCUAGAACAUAGUGACAUCACUCAAACUUGUACAUCGAAUUUUACAUCGAGUAAAAUGGUUAUUUAGAUUAUUUUUUUCCUUUAUGACAGAAUGUGUAUAUUUUAUUAUGUUACAUAGGUCUCUCUUAGUAUUAUUGAAAUGUUAAAUGUACUUGGACAACAUUUUGUAUUUAAGUUUUACAUACAACAUUUAGAGUUGGUAAAUGAUAGUAUUCUUCUAUCAUUAUAUAGCGGAUAUAUGUGUACAUGUAUCUGAAAUAAAUGAUAAAGUCAA